AUGUCCCGCGAUGGAGGGGGACGCCAAGCCCUUAUCGCCCGCGAUAAGGGUAUUAUGUCACUCAUGAGCUUGGAGAAUCUUAGAAUCCGCUGGAACAAAGCGACGAAAAAGCUACAAAGAACAGCGCAAACACCUUUCCUCAAAUCCCAAUCCCUCAACGCCAAAACUCAAGCUGCAGCUCAAGCUGGCAAACCACCCACAAUGUUCUCCGUCGUCAUUCCAGGCCGUCCCUGCCAAACGGACAUCGUCGCAAUAGACCCCCAACCAAACGGGCAAGCCACCAAAUUCGCAUUCACAAUCCCAAUGAGCCCCCCAUUCAAUGAAAUAGUCAUCUUCUUCCUCCCAGGCACAGUCCUACCACCAAACACCGGCGCCGCAAUCUACGCCCAACUCCCCGACCCAGCAACCGGCUCCCCCACCGAUUUCCGCUUCAUCGGCGCAUUAGCAAAUGAGAAGCCUUCUGGUAUAUUCAAAGUCCAGUCGUCACCAGCCAGCAAGAAUCCCAAUGCUCGCUCUGAAGAUGAAGAAGAAGAUGAAAUGCUCGAUGAGGGCGGUACCGUGACUGGUGUCAUGACACUCGGUAUCUCAAUUGAGCCAGUACAAAAUAUUGCGCCGCAGCUUGCGGCGCUGGAGAAUGAGUCUGCGGUUGGUUCGGCGCAGAAGCAGAUCUCUACUAAGGUGCUUGCGCAGCGGAUUAUUGGGAGUGCGUUUAAUUUCCUUGCGAGCUUUGCGGAGUCGGAUAAGGGACGGGAUGUUGUGCCCUUGAAGAGCUUCCGGGAUUGGUGGACUAAGUUUGAGAGGCGGAUUGAGAUGGAUCCUUCCUUUUUGGAGAAGGCUGAUCCUAAUGAGACUUGA
This is a messenger RNA of Penicillium pulvis, 855 nucleotides long. RefSeq names its product OPI10 family protein. NCBI's taxonomy places the organism in Eukaryota, Fungi, Ascomycota, Eurotiomycetes, Eurotiales, Aspergillaceae. Gene Ontology annotation, cellular component: nucleus; cytosol. Gene Ontology annotation, molecular function: nuclear import signal receptor activity. The record is from RefSeq and is a predicted model, not a curated record. The transcript has a single exon. The coding region runs from base 1 to 855 and encodes 284 amino acids. Gene Ontology annotation, biological process: protein import into nucleus.